UGUUCAAAAACUGAAAGAUAUGAUUAAUACUAUCAUCAUCUUCACAUUUUUGUGUGCUAACCUAAUCAUCAAUAUACUUCCGGCCGGGGGUGUUUCAACUAUCAAAGUUGGCGAGUCACUAAACGCCACUUCUCGACUUGUUUCCCCUAGUAAAAACUUCACAUUAGGAUUUUUCACUAUCCCAGCGACUAGCCACACGUAUCUAGGAAUUUGGUACACUAAUGAUGAUAAAACCGCAAAAGUAUGGGUGGCCAACCCAUCUACACCGAUUGUGUCUGGCGUUGAUCAUGUCUUCAUGAUCAACGCUAACAGUGGCAAGUUGACCAUUGCUAGUGAAGGAACAACCCUUGUAAAUAUCUCUGAUAAUCAAAUCGGUCAGGGUCCUCAUUUGACUGCAAAUCUUGAGGACAAUGGUAAUUUCCAGCUCAAGAAUGAGACCGACAACAUGACACUCUGGCAAAGUUUUGAUCAUCCAACCAAUGUACUAUUACCUGGCAUGAAACUCGGAUCAGACCUUAGAACGGGCCAGAAAUGGGAAUUAACUUCUUGGCUUAGCGAUGAAAUCCCUGAUCAAGGCGCUUUUACUUUGAGUUGGCAAGCUACUGAAAAGGCGUCUCAAAGAAUGAUGAUUAGACGACGAGGCCAACCAUAUUGGAGCAGUGGGGACUUAGAUAAUGAAACAUGUCCAUAUCUUGCAUUAUUUAAUGGGCCGGAUAGUCUGUACCAUUACAAUCUCACUUAUGUAUAUAAUAAUGAGGAAAGAUACUUCAGUUACAAUAUCCUUGAAACAGUAUCUAAUGCUCAAGCCAUGUGGUAUUUGACUCCACGAGGCGAAAUAAUGGAUGGUUAUAUGAAUAUCAAUAUGUAUUGGACACCGGAGUUAUGUUAUGGGUUUGAUUCUGGUAAUGGAUGUAUGGAUGAUCCUAUUUCGCCUUGGUGUAGGAGUGAGCAUGAUAAGUUUAGCAAAUUGAAUGGAUACUUUGCACCUGGCGCAAUACGGGUGUAUGAUUUUAAUACUAGUCUAAGUAUUAGUGAUUGUAUGGUGAGGUGCUGGAAUAACUGCAACUGUGUCGGGUUUGCCUCGGCUCACAUCAAUGAAACAGGCUGUUCUAUAUGGACGGGAAACAAAUCAGCCAGUAAGUUUAUAACAGAUCCACAAGAAAGAUUUGGGUUGACAUAUGUACUUAUAUCUCUAAACCCGCAUAAAGAUAUUACCAUCAUUUGGGCACCAGCCGUUGCUGGCUUUCUUCUACUUUUCUUUUGCUUUGGUUUAGUGUGGUAUCUUAAGAAGAGAAAGCAUAGACGAGAAGAGGAGAGACAAAAAAGAGACGAAAAAUAUCUUCUUCAGUUAAUGGCUUCAGAAAGUUUUGAUAGUUCAAAUAAUCAUGAAAACAACGGCAGAAAAGGAAGUGACUUGAUAGUGUUUGGCUUUGCUUCUAUAGCAGCUGCCACAAAUGACUUCGCCAACGAAAAUAAACUUGGACAGGGUGGUUUUGGACCUGUUUAUAAGGGGAAACUUAGCGAUGGAAGAGAAAUUGCAGUUAAGAGGCUUUCAAAAACAUCAGGACAGGGGCUUUUGGAAUUCAAGAAUGAGCUUGUACUUAUCGCCAAUCUUCAACAUACAACUCUUGUACGGGUUCUAGGUUGUUGUAUUCGUGGAGAGGAAAAGUUGUUAAUUUACGAAUACAUGCCCAACAAGAGUUUGGAUUUCUUCCUCUUCGAUGAAACCAAAAAGGUGCUACUAGACUGGCGCAAACGAUGGAUUAUCAUUGAAGGAAUUGCUCAGGGCUUGCUAUACUUACAUAAAUACUCGAGAAUGACGGUUAUUCAUAGAGAUCUUAAAGCUAGUAAUGUAUUGUUAGAUGAAAGUAUGAAUCCUAAAAUUUCUGAUUUCGGCAUUGCAAGAAUUUUUAAGCAAAAUGAGACUAAAGUGAUGACCAAGAAGGUGGUUGGAACAUAUGGUUACAUGUCUCCCGAGUAUGCAUUGGAAGGGACUUUUUCGGUGAAGUCUGAUGUUUUCAGUUUUGGAGUCAUAAUCCUGGAAAUCGUGACUGGAAGAAGGAAUACGACCUUUUCCCAUCUUGACAAGUCAGUCAAUCUAAUCGGAUAUGCAUGGGAGUUAUGGCAACAAGGGGAUGCACUGGAAUUGGCGGAUCCAACGAUAGCUGAUACUUGUGUGGUACAACAAUUGUUGAGGAGUAUUCAUAUCGCACUUCUCUGUGUACAGGAAAAUGCGUUGGACAGACCAGUGAUGUCGGAAGUGAUGUCUAUGCUUACCAAUGACACCAUGACAUUACUUGACCCAAAAUGCCCAGCAUUCUUCUUUGGGAGAACUACUUCAAACUCAGCUGAAUUGGAAUCGAAGGACUGCUCUGUAAGCAGUACAACCAUAACAAAAAUGGAAGGUCGAUAGAAUGCAAUGUGUUUUGUAACUGCAGGUGAAAUGCAACAUAUACCUUCUAUUAUAUCGGUAUUAUCUAUAAUGUAGCGGAGUUUAUGAUAUACAAACUUAUAUUUUUUGUUGAUGUAAUUUUCAUUCCUUUGAGGGGUUUUGAGCCUUCAUGAGUGUGACCGGACUCUAUCACAAGUUGGCCUUUUGACAUUUGCUAUGGAUGAUCUGUCGGAUGCUCUAAGAGCUUUUCUUUUUUAUGCUUUGUAAAUUCGAAAGAUUUGGAAAAUGGAUAAAGAAAGCAUUCUUCAUUGACCCAAAGA
Molecule: messenger RNA, 2712 nt
Organism: Erigeron canadensis
Lineage: Eukaryota; Viridiplantae; Streptophyta; Magnoliopsida; Asterales; Asteraceae
Product: G-type lectin S-receptor-like serine/threonine-protein kinase CES101
Exons: 7
Coding region: 20-2413 (797 amino acids)
Biological process (GO): protein phosphorylation
Molecular function (GO): ATP binding; protein serine/threonine kinase activity
Source: RefSeq, a predicted model, not a curated record